AUGUCUUCUCCAAAGACCGUUCUCAUCACCGGCUGUAGCGACGGCGGCAUUGGCCCCGCACUAGCCAAAGAGUUCCAGUCGCGCGGCUGCCACGUCUUCGCGACGGCGCGCAACCCCGCGAAGAUGGAGUCGCUGCGGGACGUGCCCAACGUAACGCUUCUGCCGCUGGACGUCAGCUCGCCGGAGUCGAUCAGCGCGGCAGUCGCGGCUAUUUCGGCGCAGACGGGCGGCACGCUCGAUUACCUUAUCAACAAUGCGGGCGCGCUGUACGUCACGCCCGUGCUCGACUUCGACAUGCAGAAAGCCAAGGCCCUAUUCGACGUCAACGUCUGGGGCGUCGCCGCCGUCACCCAGGCUUUCUCGCCGCUCCUCAUCUCCACGAAGGGGUGCGUGGUUAAUAUUUCGUCGCUCGCCUCGAUAAUGUACGCGCCAUACUACGGUAUCUAUGCCGCCUCCAAGGCCGCCCUGAACUCGAUAAGCGAGACGCUGCGCCUCGAGCUGCAGCCAUUCGAUGUCAGGGUCGUGACGGUCAUUUCCGGCGCGGUCGAGAGCAAGGUCUUUCAGAACGGACCCCCACUCCAACUGCCCGAGAACUCAUUCUACACCCCUGCCCAGAAGGAGAUCGCCGAGCGCGCCGCUGGCAAGGACACCGAAAAGGUGACCCCGGUCAAGGUCGGCGACUACGCCCGCACCCUCGUCGGCGACAUCCUCGGCGGUGCGCACGGCAAGGUCUACCGCGGAAGGUCGGCGACGCUUGUGAGCUUUCUGAGUGGGUGGAUGCCGACGUUUCUCUUUGAUUGGAUUUCGAAGCUUGACACAGGCCUUGAAAAGAUUGAGAAGCCGAAGCAACAGUAG
This is a messenger RNA of Lasiodiplodia theobromae, 855 nucleotides long. Its product is annotated as Short-chain dehydrogenase/reductase SDR. The transcript is spliced from 3 exons. The record is from RefSeq and is a predicted model, not a curated record. The coding region runs from base 1 to 855 and encodes 284 amino acids. Lineage: Eukaryota; Fungi; Ascomycota; Dothideomycetes; Botryosphaeriales; Botryosphaeriaceae. Gene Ontology annotation, biological process: triglyceride catabolic process; phosphatidic acid biosynthetic process. Gene Ontology annotation, molecular function: triacylglycerol lipase activity; acylglycerone-phosphate reductase (NADP+) activity. Gene Ontology annotation, cellular component: endoplasmic reticulum; lipid droplet.